AUGGGAGCAGAAGUAAAACGUGAAGAUCAUUGGUCUGCGACGGCCUACCAAAACUCCGCGUCUUUCGUCCCCAAACUCGCCACCAAAGUUCUAUAUUGGUUGGAUGUACAAAGCGAUGAUGUUAUUCUAGAUAUCGGAUGCGGAGAUGGAAUUAUCCCCGUACAACUUGCUGCUACGCUGGCAUGA
Molecule: messenger RNA, 186 nt
Organism: Sclerotinia sclerotiorum 1980 UF-70
Lineage: Eukaryota; Fungi; Ascomycota; Leotiomycetes; Helotiales; Sclerotiniaceae
Exons: 2
Coding region: 1-186 (61 amino acids)
Source: RefSeq, a predicted model, not a curated record